AUGGCUUCUUCCCUUCCUUCGGAAAGCAAAAAACUAGAGAGAGUAGCUGGUGAUACUGGGGAGAAGUCUAUUCCACUCCAUGAAAACGUUCUGCAGAAGCAUGCUGCAUUCUUUGACAUGAACAAAGAUGGUGUAAUUUAUCCCUGGGAAACUUUUCAAGGGUUACGUGAAAUUGGGAGUGGCAUGUUGUUGUCGAGUGGACUUGCUCUUUUCAUUAAUUUGGCUCUUAGUCAAACUACUCGCCCGGGAAAGUUUCCAUCUUUACUAUUUCCAAUUGAAAUUAAGAAUAUCCAGCUAGCCAAACAUGGCAGUGACACUGGAGUCUAUGAUACCGAAGGAAGGUUUAAUCCUUCAAAAUUUGAAGAAAUUUUCACAAAACAUGCACAUACUCAUCCAAAUGCUUUAACUUAUGAUGAGCUGAAGGAGAUGAUAAAGGCGAAUAGAGAGCCUAAGGAUUUCAAAGGAAGAAUUGGUAGUUUGGUUGAAUGGAAAGUCCUUUACAAGCUUGCCAAAGACAAGAAUGGGUUACUGCCGAAACAAACAAUCCUUGGUGUUUAUGAUGGAAGCUUGUUUCAACUCCUGAAAAACCAACAUUCCGCAGACCAAAAGAUGUAA
Molecule: messenger RNA, 615 nt
Organism: Abrus precatorius (Indian licorice)
Lineage: Eukaryota; Viridiplantae; Streptophyta; Magnoliopsida; Fabales; Fabaceae
Product: probable peroxygenase 4
Exons: 6
Coding region: 1-615 (204 amino acids)
Molecular function (GO): monooxygenase activity; calcium ion binding
Source: RefSeq, a predicted model, not a curated record